AUGUCAAUUAUCACCAAUCCAUUAUAUCGUCCACUUUUUGAAGUUCUUAAAUCUGCCAGGAAUGGUAUUGUUUAUGGGGGUAAAUUAAGAUUUCUGCAUGCAUUAGUGAUAAACUUAUUAUAUCGAUCCGGUCCUAUAGUGCCUCGUUUAAAGUCAGUAUUGGAAGCCACCAAAGAUCAUGCACAAGUGUUAGCUGCAUUUGCCAUUAUAUACAAAGCAUGUGUGAUGAUAUUGAAACAGGAUGCAUUCUUGGGUGAUAAGAACCUUGGAUUAAUUAAAUUUAUUGCGGGGAGUUUUGGAUCAUGGAUUGUUUAUUCUCAACAUUUCAAUUUUUUCCAUGGUGGUAUAACUCAUCAAAUCACAUUGUAUUGUUUUAGUAGAGUGGUUUUAGCAUUGAGUAAAAUCCUUUUAGAUAAAUAUUUAAAUUGUUUCCAACCUGGAUUCAGAAAUUAUCAAGGUGAAUUGAUCCAUUAUAAAGAUUUAAACAACCAGCAACAAAAAAAAUUGAAAAAUAUUGUUUAUAAUAAACUGUGGAAAUAUUUUGCCGUAUUGACAUGGGGGUUAGUGAUGUUUAUAUAUGAUUAUCAACCACAGUACUUGCAAAGCUCUUUACGUCACAGUAUGGCUUACAUUUAUGAUGUUGAAAUGGAUACUUGGUCCAAUUGGCGAGAAUUCUUGGGGAUUUAG
Candida dubliniensis CD36 is the source of this 687-nucleotide messenger RNA. RefSeq lists its product as uncharacterized. NCBI's taxonomy places the organism in Eukaryota, Fungi, Ascomycota, Pichiomycetes, Serinales, Debaryomycetaceae. The coding region runs from base 1 to 687 and encodes 228 amino acids. Gene Ontology annotation, cellular component: peroxisomal membrane. The record is from RefSeq and is a predicted model, not a curated record. The transcript has a single exon.